UGACGCACUAAUUGUGCGCCGCCAUCGGCGGUGGGCCUGGGGCUCGCGGGAGGGGAAGGAGGAGGAGGGGUGGUGGCGGUGGUGGUGGUGGUGGAGGUGGAGGUAGAGGUGGAGGCUAAAGCCGCGCUAGAGGCGGCCGCAGUGGGGCGGCACGAGCUUUGGCUUCGUGAAUUGAAACGGCUCCGCCUGAGGACAGCAGGAGUGGCGGGGUCGCCGCCGUCCGAAAGAUGAGCCGGAAAGCCUGAGGCGGAGACACCCGCCUUGGGGCCCGUGUGCCCGGCUUCCCCGCUCCUGGGCACUGAAAGAUGAAAGAGACUAUACAGGGGACCGGGUCUUGGGGGCCUGAGCCUCCGGGACCCGGCACCACUUACUCAAAUCCCAGGCGAGAGCGUCUUCGUUGGCCCCUACCCCCAAAGCCCCGGCUCAAGUCAGGUGGUGGCUUUGGGCCAGAUCCUGGGUCUGGGACCACAGUGCCAACUAGACGCCUCCCUGGCCCUCGGCCAUCUUUUGAUGCCUCAGCUAGUGAAGAAGAGGAAGAGGAGGAAGAAGAAGAUGAGGAGGAAGUAGCGGCAUGGAGGCUACCCCCUAGAUGGGGCCAGCUGGGGACCUCCCAGCGUCCUCGGGCUCUCCGACCCUCUCAUAGAAAAACCUGCUCACAGCGCCGGCGCCGAGCCAUGAGAGCCUUCCAGAUGCUGCUCUACUCAAAAAGCACCUCGCUGACAUUCCACUGGAAGCUUUGGGGGCGCCACCGAGGCCGGCGGCGGAACCUCGCACACCCCAAGAACCAUCUCUCACCCCAAGAAGGGGGUGCAACGCCACAGGUGCCAUCACCCUGCUGUCGUUUUGACUCCCCACGGGGGCUACCCCCACCCCGGCUGGGUCUGCUAGGUGCUCUCAUGGCAGAGGAUGGGAUGAGAGGGUCUCCACCAGUGCCCUCUGGGCCCCCCAUGGAGGAAGAUGGACUAAGGUGGACCCCAAAGUCUCCUCUGGACCCUGACUCGGGUCUCCUCUCAUGUACUCUACCCAAUGGUUUUGGGGGACUGUCUGGUCCUGAAGGGGAGCGUAGCCUGGCACCCCCUGAUGCCAGCAUACUCAUCAGCAAUGUGUGCAGCAUUGGAGACCACGUGGCUCAGGAACUUUUUCAGAGCUCGGACUUGGGCACUGCAGAAGAGGCAGAUCGGCCAGGGGAGAAAGCUGGCCAGCAUAGCCCCCUGCGGGAGGAACAUGUGACCUGUGUGCAGAGUAUCUUAGAUGAAUUCCUUCAAACUUAUGGUAGCCUCAUCCCCCUCAGCACUGAUGAAGUUGUAGAGAAGUUGGAGGACAUUUUCCAGCAGGAGUUCUCUACCCCCUCCAGGAAGAGUCUGGUACUACAGCUGAUCCAAUCUUACCAGCGGAUGCCAGGCAACGCCAUGGUAAGGGGCUUCCGGGUAUCCUAUAAACGACACGUGCUCACCAUGGAUGACUUGGGUACCUUAUAUGGACAGAACUGGCUCAAUGACCAGGUGAUGAACAUGUAUGGAGACUUGGUUAUGGACACAGUCCCUGAAAAGGUGCAUUUCUUCAACAGUUUCUUCUAUGAUAAACUCCGUACCAAGGGUUAUGAUGGGGUAAAGAGGUGGACCAAAAAUGUGGACAUCUUCAAUAAGGAACUAUUGCUAAUCCCCAUCCAUCUGGAGGUGCACUGGUCCCUUGUCUCAGUUGAUGUAAGGCGACGCACCAUCACCUACUUUGACUCACAGCGAACUCUAAACCGCCGCUGCCCCAAGCAUAUUGCCAAGUAUCUACAGGCAGAGGCAGUAAAAAAAGACCGACUGGAUUUCCACCAGGGCUGGAAAGGUUACUUCAAAAUGAAUGUGGCCAGGCAGAAUAAUGACAGUGACUGUGGUGCCUUUGUGUUACAGCACAGGUCCUGACUUGGGAGGGAUGCUCAGUAAAUCGUUCUCAUGGCCUGCUUUGUUAACACCCAGUACUGCAAGCACCUGGCCCUGUCUCAGCCAUUCAGCUUCACCCAGCAGGAUAUGCCCAAACUCCGUCGUCAGAUCUACAAGGAACUGUGUCACUGCAAACUCACUGUGUGAGCCACAUACCCCAGACCCUUAGCUCAUUAAUGGGCAGGGGAACAAGGGAGACCCUUCCUAAGAAACUCCAGUUCCUUUUUGUUUCUCCACCCAAUUCCCUUUGGAUUUUCAUAUUUAAAUGUUUGAUUUCUGUAUUUUGUUUUCUUUGCGAGUAUGUUGAUUUCUGAUGGGAAGGGAAUGGCCACAUAAAUGUCCCCUUCUCCCUUUCUAGGGGAAUGUUGCCUUGUGGCCUAGGUGAAGCAUUCACUCCUCCUUCCAUGUUCUGAGGGCAGGAAAGCAGUGUGGGGGUGGUGGGCACAAAGGGAUUACUGCCUGCCAGAUCUUCAAACUUUUUUUUAUAUAUAUAAAUAUAUAUAAAAAUGCCACGGUCCUGCUCUGGUCAAUAAAGGAUCCUUUGAAGAUA
This is a messenger RNA of Rattus norvegicus (Norway rat), 2481 nucleotides long. RefSeq names its product SUMO specific peptidase 3 (gene Senp3). NCBI's taxonomy places the organism in Eukaryota, Metazoa, Chordata, Mammalia, Rodentia, Muridae. Gene Ontology annotation, molecular function: cysteine-type peptidase activity. Gene Ontology annotation, biological process: proteolysis. Gene Ontology annotation, cellular component: nucleolus. The record is from RefSeq and is a predicted model, not a curated record.